Salvelinus namaycush (lake trout) is the source of this 1302-nucleotide messenger RNA. Its product is annotated as gamma-aminobutyric acid receptor subunit rho-1-like. The record is from RefSeq and is a predicted model, not a curated record. NCBI's taxonomy places the organism in Eukaryota, Metazoa, Chordata, Actinopteri, Salmoniformes, Salmonidae. Gene Ontology annotation, cellular component: GABA-A receptor complex; neuron projection; synapse. The transcript is spliced from 9 exons. Gene Ontology annotation, molecular function: extracellular ligand-gated monoatomic ion channel activity; GABA-A receptor activity; neurotransmitter receptor activity. The coding region runs from base 76 to 1302 and encodes 408 amino acids. Gene Ontology annotation, biological process: regulation of membrane potential; nervous system process; signal transduction.
CCACUGACAGUAAAAGGACAUCAAAAGGUUGGCAGCACUAUACUGAGAAGAAUUCCAGAUAUCACCAAAAACACCAUGAGUAAUUCAGAACAGCUCUUAAGCAUAAAUGAUCACGACUUCACAAUGAGGCCUGGCUUUGGAGGACCUGCUGUUCCAGUUGGCGUUGAUGUUCAGGUAGAAAGUCUGGACACGAUCUCAGAAGUUGACAUGGACUUCACCAUGACCCUGUAUAUUAGACACUACUGGAAAGAUGAGCGCCUCUCUUUCCACAGCACCACCAAUAAGAGCAUGACCUUUGACGGGCGCCUGGUCAAGAAGAUCUGGGUGCCAGACAUGUUCUUUGUCCACUCCAAGAAGUCCUUCACACACGACACCACCACAGAUAAUGUCAUGCUGAGAGUCUACCCUGAUGGCAAGGUGCUCUACAGCCAAAGGGUGACAGUGACAUCAAUGUGCAGCAUGGACUUGAGUCGCUUCCCUCUGGACACACAGACCUGCUCCCUGGAGAUCGAGAGCUAUGCGUACACGGAUGACGAUCUGAUGCUCUACUGGAAGAAAGGGAACAAUUCCCUAAGCACUGAUGAAAAUAUCUCCCUCUCCCAGUUCCUCAUCCAGGAGUUCCAAACCACCACAAAACUAGCCUUCUACAGCAGCACAGGCUGGUACAACCGUCUGUACAUCACCUUCACUCUACGACGCCACAUCUUCUUCUUCCUGCUCCAGACCUACUUCCCCGCCACUCUGAUGGUCAUGUUGUCCUGGGUGUCCUUCUGGAUCGACCGCCGGGCCGUACCGGCCAGGGUUCCUCUGGGUAUCACCACGGUGCUCACCAUGUCCACCAUCAUCACUGGAGUCAACGCCUCCAUGCCCAGGGUUUCCUACAUCAAAGCUGUGGACAUUUACCUCUGGGUCAGUUUUGUGUUUGUGUUCCUAUCGGUGAUAGAGUACGCCGCAGUGAACUACCUGUCUACGGUGCAAGAACGGAAGGAAAAAAAGCUACGAGAAAGGCUGCCCUGCACCUGUGGCAUGACCCACCCGGGCAUGAUGGGUAGCUACAGCGAGGAGGACGUCAACAACACGGGGAACUAUGACUGUAUGCCUGAGGAGAACGGCGCCAUGAAGCAGCAGAGGAUGAUGGUCCAUCUGGACAUUGAGGAAAACAACCAAAUCACAGGACAUGUGGGCUCCAGUGCCUACAGCAGCAUGUGGGUCGACACCCACGCCAUAGACAAGUACUCCCGGGUCAUCUUUCCUGGGUCGUAUACUCUGUUCAACAUCAUCUACUGGUCCUGCUACCUCUAA